This is a messenger RNA of Ectocarpus siliculosus, 1255 nucleotides long. NCBI's taxonomy places the organism in Eukaryota, Phaeophyceae, Ectocarpales, Ectocarpaceae. The record is from the annotation of a GenBank genome assembly.
GCACCUCCCCGAGGAGGAGGCAAGGAGGAGGCAAGAGAGAGCCAGGAAGGCUCUGGACAGUGGUGCACAGAAUCCAGACUCUGAAUUGUAGGCGUGAUGAGGGCGCGUUGGGUGCAUAGUAGUGUUAGAGGCCUGCGAUGUUCUAGAGCUGGUGUCGUCAGCGUCAGGCCCAUCAUGGAUGCUGUGUCCGGGACCAGAAGUGCUCACACUUUCCGCCCAUGGUGCAUGCCCGAGCAACAUGUAGCGCAAACCGGGACUUCUUCCGCUACAGCAGUGUCUCCUACAUGUAUUCCGGACCUGGCACUCAGAGUUAACGGACGCAAUGGCAGAAUAAGUGCUGCCAAGCUGGGUACAGUGCGGCGCUUAUCAAAUGAGGCGCGCAGAGGGUGCAGCACCCAGGUUCAACCGCCGCGAUCGGGAGGUCCGAUGUCUGCUCUGUCUUUGCGGCCCUCGCCUGCCUCCGUCCUUGUUGGAGGGCCUCGAACAAGAGCACUUGGAGCCACGUUGAACGGGGGUGUUUUGUGCGAAUUCUCCACGUCUUCGAACGGGACCACGGUGGAGAAGGGAGUUGACGGUGCGCCUGUUGCGGAGGCCGAGGUCGCAGAGGUGGCGAUGCCCGCGAAGGAGGAGCCGAGGCAUGCCCACAUCGAAAUGCCGACGAUAACGGAGGCGGAAAGGGUUGCCACGUUGACCAGCUGGAAGGUACAAGUGGGCGAUGUCAUCGAGGUUGGUGACGUGGUCUGCGAAAUCGAGCUGGAGCAAUUCUCCGUGGGGGUGAAAGUCGAGACCCCGGGCUUCCUCGCUGAGAUAUUGGUCGAGGCCGGCACCGAGGGCGUUCCUGUAGGGACAGACAUUGGCACCAUCGUACACUCUGAGGAGGAGAUCGCUCUCUACCAACAAGCGCAAGCCCAUGAAAGCGAGGACAAGGAGGUUAAAGCUGACACCGAAGUUAUCGCGGACCCUGCAGGGACGUUCAGCUGGAAAGACGUUUUGAAAGAUGUUCUGCGUCUUCGCAACGGUGGCAUGUUAUCUGAAGGCGAAUCAUCUACGUUGAUGUCCCUGGCUAGAAACAAGGAUAGCGAGCUUCUGCAGGCUUUCGAGGGUUGUUUCGAGGGUGACAAGUACAAGGGCGACAUCGAUGACGACUUGUUCCUUGCGCAGGCAAAAGAUAUCUUCAAGACGAGGAGAAAUCGUGAGGCGGAGGGAUAGAGAAUGAUGCAUCCCAUGAGGGCAAAUGGAGAGAAAUAUGCGACUC